AUGAUUUCCAGCACAAGUAAGAAUGAGCUAGUAGAUUGGUGGCAAAAGCAGCAAGUUAAGAAACAGAAUUCAGAGAUUUCACUGCUCAAUAUCAAGAGAAGGUGGAGAAAAGUAAAAGUAUUGUGUAUCACAAGCAACGGGCCCCAGCUACUGAAGCAACAUAUGCAAGAAUUCAGGCUAUCCCAAAAUAAACCCAUAGAGAAAGACUUUACAAAGAAUGAGCCUGACCCAUCAGCUUAA
Molecule: messenger RNA, 240 nt
Organism: Coccidioides immitis RS
Lineage: Eukaryota; Fungi; Ascomycota; Eurotiomycetes; Onygenales; Onygenaceae
Exons: 3
Coding region: 1-240 (79 amino acids)
Source: RefSeq, a predicted model, not a curated record